This is a messenger RNA of Protopolystoma xenopodis, 363 nucleotides long. NCBI's taxonomy places the organism in Eukaryota, Metazoa, Platyhelminthes, Monogenea, Polystomatidea, Polystomatidae. The record is from the annotation of a GenBank genome assembly.
AUGACUUUACCCCAGCCCUGGCAGGUAUCCGGCUCUUGUCAGGGGUCAAGUGUGCAACUACAACGAGUCAAUGUUGUCGGGGUCGACAAGACACCCAUAUCGACGCCACGGCAACGAGUGUUGGCCAAGUUGGCUGAGCAUAGACGGCGAAAUCGCAUUCCUAAACCGGCCGCAAAUACCGGUACAGACGGCGUCGUUUUGAGGGCUGCGUCGAACUGCGAUGCAGUGACCGAGGCAACAGAGUCGGACUCGGCGCCAGGAUGGACGGAGGAGGAGGAGUUGCAGGAGCUCCGAUUGACCAUCAAUCGACGCGAACGUCGGCGAAUGCAAGAUCUCAACAUAGCCAUGGAUGGACUUCGGUAA